This is a messenger RNA of Manis javanica (Malayan pangolin), 2124 nucleotides long. It is a transcript of the gene POLDIP2, whose product is annotated as DNA polymerase delta interacting protein 2. Gene Ontology annotation, molecular function: DNA binding. The record is from RefSeq and is a predicted model, not a curated record. NCBI's taxonomy places the organism in Eukaryota, Metazoa, Chordata, Mammalia, Pholidota, Manidae. Gene Ontology annotation, cellular component: mitochondrial nucleoid; nucleus. Gene Ontology annotation, biological process: error-free translesion synthesis.
GGCGGAACCCGCGCGCCACGGGUCGGGCCCUGUGUCAGUAGCCGAGCGGGCGCUCGGGCGGGACAUGGCGGUCUGUGCCGCCCGGCGGGCACUGGCCGUGGGAAGCCGCUGGUGGUCCCGGUCGCUGACCGGGGCCCGGGGAUCGAGGCCGCUCUGUGUAGCGGGUGUUGCUGGGGCUUUCCCACCAGCGGCGACCGCGACGACGCGGAGGCACCUCUCGUCCCGAAAUCGACCAGAGGGCAAAGUUUUGGAGACAGUGGGUGUGUUUGAGGUGCCAAAACAGAAUGGAAAAUACGAGACUGGGCAGCUUUUCCUUCAUAGCAUUUUUGGCUACCGAGGUGUCGUCCUGUUUCCCUGGCAAGCCAGACUGUAUGACCGGGAUGUGGCUUCUGCAGCUCCAGAAAAAGCUGAAAGUCCUGCUGGCCAUGGGUCUAAGGAGGUGAAAGGCAAAACGCACACUUACUAUCAGGUGCUGAUUGAUGCCCGAGACUGUCCACAUAUAUCUCAGAGGUCUCAGACAGAAGCUGUGACUUUCUUGGCUAACCAUGAUGACAGCCGGGCCCUCUAUGCCAUCCCUGGCCUGGACUAUGUUAGCCAUGAAGACAUCCUCCCCUACACCUCCACUGAUCAGGUGCCCAUCCAGCAUGAGCUCUUUGAAAGAUUUCUUCUGUAUGAUCAGACAAAAGCACCCCCUUUUGUGGCUCGGGAGACGCUCCGGGCCUGGCAGGAGAAGAACCACCCCUGGCUGGAGCUCUCUGAUGUUCACCGGGAAACGACCGAGAGCAUCCGUGUCACCGUCAUCCCCUUCUACAUGGGCAUGAGGGAAGCCCAGAAUUCCCACGUCUACUGGUGGCGCUACUGUAUCCGCUUGGAGAACCUUGACAGUGAUGUGGUGCAGCUCCGGGAACGACACUGGAGGAUAUUCAGUCUCUCUGGCACCUUGGAGACAGUGCGAGGACGAGGGGUGGUGGGCAGGGAACCAGUGUUAUCCAAGGAGCAGCCUGCUUUCCAGUACAGCAGCCACGUCUCCCUGCAAGCCUCCAGUGGACACAUGUGGGGUACGUUCCGCUUCGAGAGGCCUGAUGGUUCCCACUUUGAUGUCCGGAUCCCUCCCUUCUCCCUGGAGAGCAAUAAAGAUGAGAAGACACCGCCUUCAGGCCUUCACUGGUAGACCAGCUGAGGCCCUGAGUGCCAGGCUCAGUUCCUGAAGAACACCUCUCAUCCCACAAUUGCUGCGGAACUCUCUCUCCACCACUGACCAUAGUGGGUCUCUUACUUGUUUGUGCCAUUUAAUUGUGGGGUUCUGUUUUGGUGGAUAGGGUGCAACUGCUUUCUCCAGAAGACUCGUGUAGGACUCCUCCCAGGCUGGCUUCCCCCAUAAGCCCUGGCUACACUGUGUUCCAGUAAACCUUCCACCAGAAACGCUCUAUGUUCAACUGCACAGGCCUGGAAGUUUCCUGGCUGGUCACACAAGUUGUUUGGAAUGUGAGGUUUUGUCAGUAAACCAGUGCACACUUGGCCACCCUCACCAUUUCUGCCCCUACGGUUUCAGGUCCCCUUUUGACCCACUGGGGGCCCUUGAUUGCUUCUCUUGCUACCCUUCCAGAAGCUGUCCCUUUUAUAAGGGUAUGUAUGUUUCCCUCCUGUGGCUGGGAGCUGGCUAGACAUCUCCUAGGGUCACUGUGCCUCUCAGCCAGUGGGGUGGAGCUGGACUGGGCUCUUAAUCUCUUUACUUCUGCCAAGUGCAGAACAGGAGGCUGGUGUCAGCAUUAGGGGAGUGGCCUGGCUCUUAGCCCUGGCCCUCCACUGGGGGCAUCUCUACCCUCCAUGGGCCUGGGAGAGGAGUGAGGCACGCUAGUCAGGUUUCCCAGAGCAGAGGGCUUGCCAGCCAUGAGCAUGAGUCUGUUAAGUCUCCAGACCACAAAUGCCUAAGCUCAGCCAAGGAGCUUUAGGUAUGGAUAGUGACUAAGUCAAGCUACUUUCUGAGCUUCCUGCAGAACUCCAAGAGCCAGAGAUGAAUGUGCUGCAUUUUGCCCCAAUUCUUGAGAUUCUCGCUCUCCCACUACUACAGUGAUUGUUAAGGUCAUUUUAUUCUUGAAUUAAUUAAAUCUGUUCUAUCCCUUA